AGCCAACGGUAGCUUCGCUUGAUUGAAAUGUGCAUAAAAAUAAACAAAAAACGGAUAGCGUAAUUUGACAAUGGCACUGGAUUUUACAAAAUAUGCGAUCGAUAAAAUAGUGUUUAAUUAGUUUAAAGCGUCAUUGCAAUGUAAACAAAGAAAACGGUGCUAAUUUAGGUUUUGGGGUUAUUUUUAUAGGUUAUUUGAGCUUGUUCCGGUAUUUACAUGAUAUAAACAGAAGUUAUUUAUAAACGAACAUGAACCGGAGAAAAAUGAAGAGGAAAAGCAGGGAAAUCUGUACAUCUCCCAUAUUGGAUGACAGCCCUAAAAGGACCAAAGUGCAUGCCCAGAGAAAAUUUGCGCAAGGAUCCAAUGUCAAUAGUCCUGUAAUGACCCCAAUAAAAGAAUUGGAAAGUGAAAGGCCAAUAAACGUUCUUCCAGAACCUGUUGAACUGUUACCUAUAAAAAGGCCAAACACUGAAGACUUCUUAACUUUUCUGUGCUUCAGAGGUACCCCAAUUUUGCCACAAAAUCUAAACUUUUUUAACACAGCCUCAAUUGUUGAUACAAAUGGCCAAGUGCAUAAAAUAAAAAGUGAAAGUCCCAAAAAUGGACCAAUUGAUGCCCCAAUAUCAAAGUGUGGAAGCUCUUCAGAAAAGCCAUUUAUCGCCUUUGGUGUUCGUAAAAGGGCCGAUCCUAUAGUUAUCAGUAAACAGAUGGAUAGAAAGAGAAGACAUGCAUUAGCUAUACAAGCUCUGCGCAGAAAGUAUCAGGAACAAAAAAUGGCCAAAAUAAGGGCAUUGACAAUAAGUAAGCUAUCUGAAAAGGUUACCAAUAAAACUUUAGUAAGAACCAACUCAAUAUCUAGAACUGAAACAGUAACUAAAAAGACAAAUGCAGUUCAAAAAUCACAGCAGAAUGUAAAAGUUAUUGCCACUAAACAUGUAAAAGUCACUACCAGAACAUUGAAAACAACCAUAAGACCUAAUAUUAAACAGAAAAUGUGUUUAAGAAGCUAUAGAGGCAGGUUUGUGCAAAAAGAGUUACCAUUUAAGAAAAAGGUUGGUUUAGAUAAACCUGAUAAACCAAACAAGAAAGCUGAUAAAAAUAAAUCACCAAAUAAAGAAGAAGAAGAAAGUAAUUUUGAAACUGAAGAAGAAUUGGAAUCAUCACCUGAAGUAGUGAAGAAACCUAUAAAAAGAUCCUUGAUUUGUAAAACUAUUCAGAAGACCAUAAUUUCAACACCACAAAAACUGCAAUCUGGCUCAAGAAUGACAAGAUCAGGUCACGUUUUUAACAACAAAGUUAACGCGAGAAUUCAACAAAUCAAAAAACGCAUACUUUUAAACAAUCCGACCACCAACACAACAGUAAAGCGGCGAGCUCUACGAUCAACGACAAUGAAGAAAACAGUAAUAUCGCGAAAAAGUCAGGUUUUAAGGACCAAGAAACAUAUUAGAAGAAGAUCUAGGGAAGAUAAGGAAGUUAUGCAAACCAAUAAGGAAAUAAGAAUUUCACCAGUCCCAACAAAAAUUGAUCCUAAUAAGAAACAUGUAAUUUCCAAGAAGGAAAAUAAAACGCCGAUUAAGAAGGAGUCUAUACCCGAAGGUAAUGAAACAAAAAAAGCAAAGUUAAAAUUAAAAAGUACACAAACUAUCCAAAAAAAGGACCCAACACCAAAAAUAGUUGAUAAAAAAGAUGAAGAUAACAAAAAUAAUAAAUCAGAUAAAAAUACUCCGGGAAAAAAGAGGAAUGUUGAUGCAAAGAAUGACAAAGGUAAAAAAUCAGCCAUUCCAAAAGAACCAGUCCAAAAAAAUAUCAUUAAAAUAAAAAAAGAAGAUACAAUUAAAGAAAGUGAAAAGAGUAAAAUAACAGAAAAGUCCGAUAAGGAAAUAAAUAAAGUAAAUAUAGAAGUUAAAAAAGAUAAAGAUAGUGUAAAAGCUACCAACCCACAAGAUACACAAGACAAGAAGCUUGUGGAAAUUAAAGUAGAAACAGAAGUAACAGAAAAACCAGUUAAUAAUACUAAACCUAACAAAUAUAUAGACAACAUUAAUAAUUCUAAAGAAAAUAUUGUCCAACUGACAGAAAAUACCAAACCUAAAGAUAAUAUGAACAAAUCAAAAGAUAAUAUUAACAAACCUAAAGAAUCUAAAACAAUACAGGAAAUAAAAUCAAAGGAUAAAGAAGUCGUUGUUAAGCAAGAGCCUAAACAGGACAUACCUAAAAGAAAAUCCGGCAAGGCAGAGGAGUUCCCUGAAACAAAAUCUAGUAAGACUGAAGAUCUAUCUGUUCAAAAAACAACAAGGCCAACAAGAAAAACCAAAGAAGCCGCUACUAUUUACAUGGAAAUUUUGAGUCACAAACUAGGAAACGAUAGCAGAAUAGACGACGACAAUGUUUCAAUAGAUAGUUUUCCUGAAUUGCCUAAUGUGAAGAAAAUGGAACAAAGAGAGAAUGAGUUAAAGGCCAAAGCAAAAUCAAAAGAAGAUGAUAAAGAGGAAGAUAAAUCACCGGAAAAAAUUAAGAAUAAUUCUGUUAAGAAAUUAGUGAAAAAAGUGGAGGAGGCAGCAAAACCAGAAACUGUUAGCGAUGAAGAUCAGGAUAAAAAGAUAAUGAUAUCCAAAAUUGUUAAAGAUGAAAUGCAGGCCGUUAUGGGAGAUUUAAAAAAGAAUCUUAAAGUUGCCAAAUCAAAGGAAAAACCCAUUGAAAUCAAACCAUCACCCAGUAAGUCUAUUCAAAAGAAAACCUCGUUGGGUAAAAGAAAAUCCAACACGGAUAUAAUAAUUGACAAUAAACUAUCGUCAGAUGAUGAAGUUCUUAGUAAUAAAAUAAGAAAAACGGAGGAAAUUAAAAAGAAAACAAAGGAAGUUGAACACUCAGACAAACCUGAGGAAAAUGAAAAACGGCAAACGAGAAAUUCCCAACCAAACAAAAGCCAAAUUAGCGAUGAUUCUGAUGAAUCGUUUCAUGCGGAUGUUAAAGUAUCCAGGAAAAAGAAACUAACUAGAAGUAAAGUACCCAAAGUCGCAAGUACAAGUUUUGAAGAAAAAGAUGUUAGUGGCGAGUCUGAUCAGUCUACUACAUCGGAUGUAGAUUUAAACACAUUAAAAAAUAGACAAAAGAACAAAAAGUUCACCAAAACAAAAUCGAUGAAAAAAUCCGACGGAAAUUUUAGCGAUUCUGAUGAGGAACCAUUGUCCAAGUUAACACAUAAGAGCGUUGAUGGUAGCCAGUGUUCAAUUUUAACAAAGAAGUCCAAAACCAAAGUAGAAACUAAAAGUGAUAAUAAACCAAAGGAAGUCAAACGUGUUUCUAAAAAAGCAGUAGAUAAAGUUGUGGUUGAGGAAGUGCCUAAAGUUAAGCCGAAAAGAGAAUGCGCCAAAAUCCCGCAGAAUUAUCUACCGAUGUUUUCAUCUUCUUCAGAUGAGGAGUACUUCCAUGGUUUUAGCCAAAAGCCAGAGGAAGAGACUUGUGAUAAGGUCCUUCCAAAAAUACUGGAGAAAACAUACGCACAUUUACCACCAUCUUCCGAUUUACUUAGCAAAGAUAUUAGUAGGAGAUUUGGAAAGGAAAAAGUGAAUAUGUCAAAUGAGCAAAUAGAAAAAUGGUUGAAAGAUUCCGCAAUGGCAGGUAGUAGCAGUAUAAAAAAAGAAAACGACGAAAUGCUUAAAUUUGGAGAAAUAAUACCUACAGAAACAACGCUAGAAUUACAAGAAAACAUCGACACUCACAAAUUAAAAUCUUCUCUGCUUCCUGAUAAAAACGAAGUAAAGCCAGAAUCCAAAGUAUGUGAAGCAACAAGUUCAUGUGUGACAACUCCAGAAAAAGUUUUAAAACCGGAUACACCUUCUAAGAUUCCAUUGGAUAGGAAGUUGAUAUUCAGAAAAGACAAAAAAGAAUCAGCUCCAAAUAUAAACGCUUUUUCGCCAGAAAAUGAAAGUAGUGUAUACGCAUUUGGAGAAGACACCGAACCUAUUUUGAGCACUCCUUUUAGAAGACCUUCUAGAAGACCUUCUAGUACUGCCACAUCAAGAUCAGAAGAUGAAUCUGGGAAAUUGGAUGAACUUAUAAAAUCAGGUCAAUUCCGAAAACCACUAUCAAAACAGGACUCAAAAUCCAAAGAAGAUUUGUUGGAAUGUUCUCAAACAGAAUCAGAUGACCACUUUAACAUUCCACAAAAUCCUACCAAACAUAAAUCCAAUAUAUCUAGAAGUUCGCCAGCCAACCUAACAAAAUCCAAAAUAGCUGUGAAAGGUUUCGCGAAAACCCUAGACUUACUAGAUGACGGAAAAUACAAAGUACCUAGUUCUCCUAGCGCUAGCUCAUCGUCUAGCGCAAAACUCUACAAAAAAACAGUUGCAAAAGCGAAAUUUAGAUCCUCAGAACUAUGCCAACCCAUUAACGUUCAGGAAUUCCCAAAAACCGUGAGCCUAGCUCAGCUAGUUGAAGCCCCGGUUUUCCACCCUACAGAGCAAGAAUUUCAAGAUCCAAUUGAGUACAUUGAAAAAAUCAGGCAGAAGGCUGAAUCAUUUGGUAUUUGCAGAAUUAUACCGCCUAGUAGUUUUAAGCCUGAAUGUAAGGUACAAGACGAUAUGAGGUUUACUGCUUAUAAUCAGUAUGUCCAUAAGAUGCUGCAAAGAUGGGGUCCCAAUUUUAAAGAGUUAAUGGCCAUUAAAAAAUACCUGGCUACACAGAAUAUAAGUCUUACACAACCUCCAUGUAUUGGAUGUAUGGAAAUUGAUUUACCUCGGUUAUACCAAACAGUGCAAAUUUUAGGCGGUCUAAAAGAAGUUAUAGAAAAGAAAAAAUGGCCUAGAGUUUCGGAGCUAAUGAAAAUUCCAAAGGCUACACAAGACAGACUUACCAAACUAGACGAUAUCUAUUGUAAAUAUUUGUUGCCAUAUGACACUCUUUCUCCAGCUGAACGAGAGAAACUUUUUGAUGAGGUUGAAACCGAUUGGGCUAAAAGAGAAUCUAAAGGAUUACUUAAGGCUCAAGGAACUCUAAACGAAAUGGAGGAAGAAUCGGAAGAUUCCGAUCACGAUGAUCUGGAUGCUGAAGAUUGCAUUGUCAAAGGAAAAACCAUUGCUUUAAAUGCUUACUACAGAAUCGCGAGAAAUACUAUGAACAUGCAUUUUAAGAAUCCGGAACCAACAGCGGAAGAAGUUGAACAAGAGUUUUGGAAACAUGUAACAUUAAGACAGAACCAUAUUUGCGUGCAAUCUGGUUCAAUAGAUACAGGAAGCUGGGGAUAUGGUUUUGCCAUAACCAAAAAUAGCCCAUUUGCCAGACAUGCUUGGAAUUUAAAAGUGUUUACUAACAACAGCGGGUCUGUCUUAAGAUCUCUAGGGCCAUUAAUGGGAGUGACUGUUCCAACACUUCACUUGGGCAUGGUGUUUGCCGCUUGCUGUUGGUAUCGAGAUCCACACGGUUUACCGUGGAUAGAAUACCUUCACACAGGUGGUAAAAAAAUCUGGUACGGAAUUCCCGAUUCGAACGCCGAAAAUUUUAGAGUUGCUUUAAAGAAAUUGAUGCCAAAUUACUGUCGAAACAAGGCUUUGUGGCUCACAUCUGAUACAGCCAUGAUUCCUCCUAGUCUUUUAAUAGAGAACAACGUUUCCCUCUGCCGAACAGUCCAACAACCUGGUGAAUUUGUGGUGGUGUUUCCAAAAGCUUUUACAUCAAGUAUAAGUACAGGUUACGUGGUGUCUGAAAGUGUAUAUUUCGCGCCGCCUAAUUGGUUGAAGACGGCAAGAUCUCUCUUUAAUGAGUUGCGGCAAAGUAGUGAACCUUCGAUGUUUUCAUUGGAUCGUCUAUUACUAAGUAUUGCAACUGAUAACAGGUCGAAUGUUGAAGUGCUGAGGCAAAUUAUCCCCUACAUUAGGGAGCUAUGUGAUAAGGAAAAGGAGAGUAGACUGAAAUUGGAGAAGUAUGGUAUAAAAGAGAAUGAGAAAAUGCCGCUUCCAGACGCGCCUAAUGCAAGGAAAAAGAAGAAAUUGCAAGGAGAGGAAGGAGAUUAUGAAUGUGAAUCAUGCCGAAUGAACCUUUUUGUUUCAAUGCUAUUUGAUAUGAAAGGAAAUGCAACCUAUUGCCUUGAACAUGCUUUAAAACUGCUCGACAGUAAAAAAGUGGAUCCUACAAAAUGUAAGUUUAUGUUUACAUAUAAUGAUGAAGAACUUGAGAAUAUGACAAAGACGAUAAAUGAUAGCAUUGAGGCAAAAUUGCAAAAGAAAAUACCCGGAAAAUAUGCUGGAAUGCCCACUUUGCUAGUUAAGUAAAUGUUUGAUGUUUUAAUGGAAAUACAAUAUUCAAAUGUUUCAUAUAUGGUCCAAAAAAUGGCACAACAGCACCUUAAUUGUUGUAGAAAUAUCAUUGAUUGGUUUCUUAACCUAUAGGUAUACCUAACUUUUAUAAUAACUUCAUUUGCGAUUUGAAAAUUGUUUUUUACAAUCUGGCUAGAGGUACUUUAUUAUUAAAAAUGUGUCCCUGAAUGAAUUACACUUUUC
Molecule: messenger RNA, 6500 nt
Organism: Brassicogethes aeneus
Lineage: Eukaryota; Metazoa; Arthropoda; Insecta; Coleoptera; Nitidulidae
Source: the annotation of a GenBank genome assembly